This is a messenger RNA of Oryza sativa Japonica Group (Japanese rice), 1419 nucleotides long. Its product is annotated as alkylbase DNA glycosidase-like protein mag2. Gene Ontology annotation, biological process: base-excision repair, AP site formation; base-excision repair; DNA alkylation repair. The record is from RefSeq and is a predicted model, not a curated record. Gene Ontology annotation, cellular component: nucleus; protein-DNA complex. Gene Ontology annotation, molecular function: alkylated DNA binding; DNA-3-methyladenine glycosylase activity; DNA-7-methylguanine glycosylase activity. Lineage: Eukaryota; Viridiplantae; Streptophyta; Magnoliopsida; Poales; Poaceae.
CUCAUUUCUUCAACCCCCGAAAUACCACAAACGCCCCCCGAUCCAACCAUCCCCAAUGGAAUCACCCAACCCCCAACAGGUCAAUUCCAUGGGCGACCAAUCCCCCCUCUCCCCCAACCUCCACCCCCUCUCCCCGUCGCCCUCCGCCGCCGCCGCCGCCGCCGCCACUCCUACCCCCGCAGCCGCCGCCGCCUCCUCCCGCUCGUCGCGCUCCAAGAAGCCGCCGCACUCCUCCGACCCCAACCAAUCCAAGAAGCCCCGGCUGACGCUGACCGUCCCCGGCCGCCCCCUCUCCGCCGACGGCGAGGUGGCCGCGGCCAUCCAGCACCUGCGCGCCGCCGACCCGGCCCUCGCCACCGUCAUCGACGCCCACGACCCCCCGGCCUUCCAGUGCCCGCACCGCCCCUUCCACUCCCUCGUCCGAUCCAUCCUCUACCAGCAGCUCGCCUUCAAGGCCGCCGCCUCCGUCUACUCCCGCUUCCUCUCCCUCCUCGGCGGCGAGCACAACGUCCUCCCCGAGGCCGUCCUCGCCCUCACCACCCAGGACCUCCGCCAGAUCGGGGUCUCCCCUCGCAAGGCCUCCUACCUCCACGACCUCGCCCGCAAGUAUGCCUCCGGGAUCCUCUCCGACGCCGCCGUCGUCAACAUGGACGACCGCUCCCUCGCCGCCAUGCUCACCAUGGUCAAGGGCAUUGGCGCAUGGAGCGUCCACAUGUUCAUGAUCUUCUCCCUCAAUCGCCCCGACGUGCUCCCCGCCGCCGACCUUGGGGUGCGCAAGGGCGUGCAGCAUCUCUACGGUCUCGACGCCGUGCCCCGGCCGUCGCAGAUGGAGAAGCUAUGCGAGCAAUGGCGCCCUUACCGCUCUGUUGGGGCAUGGUACAUGUGGCGGCUCAUCGAAUCCAAGGCGCCGCCGCCGCCGCCGGCCAUCCCUGUCGGGCCGCCUGCACUGACUGAACAUGGCGAUGAGCUCAUGCUCCAGCAGCAGCAGCAUCAGCAACAGCAGCAACAGAGUGUCAUCCAAAUGAUUGAUCCUCUUCAGAUGCUCCCAGGGAUGGGUUGAAUUCGGUAUCUAUUCUGCAGUUCUGCUCACUACUUCUUGGUAUUAGUUGGGUCGUUACUCCGUGAAUCCAAUGCUUGUUUUAUGUACCUAUUGUUCUGUAUUGGGGGAGAUUGGAAGAGGGUAGAGCUGAAAAUGAGGACUUGGGGGGAACUAUUUAAUGAACCAAUUAGCUUCGUGUCGUUCAUCUCGUCAACUUCUUGGAAAUGUUGGGUCCUUAGUCCAUAAAUCCGAUGCUUGUUUAGUUUUAUGUAUCUAUUGUUCUGUAUUGGGGGAGAUUGGAAGAGAGUAGACCUGAAAAUGAGAGGAGUUGGGAGAACUAUUUAAUGAAUCAAUUAGCUUCGUGUUGUUCGUCUUGUCAA